AUGGACAGCGGUAGCUAUCAACGAGGGCCAAUUAGUGAAAAACUCGAAGCGUUGUCAUCACAAGGUCAAGACAUGGGCGAACAACUGCGGCUACUACGGGCCAGAAAUGGAGAACUGGAGGGACGAGCGAAGGAGCUCAGCAGCCGUAAACUCUCGCUGCAGCAGAAACUGCUAAGCGUAGACGCAGAGCUAGGGCGCAAGGCAGCUGAGAGUAAUCUUCAGGCGGAAAACACAAACGACACCCGCUCACGCCUGCAGAAGGCAUUACGUCGCAAACAGGACCUUGUCUUCGCAAUUGCGUGGAUGAAGGCAGGCCUCGCUUGUGCAUCGCUUCACCAUAUCACGAGCCUGCGGCGAAACGUGAAUGCACUGAUGUCGACAAUGAUAUCCGGAGAAGGGUGUCUCGCAGAGAGUUCAGGCGAGACGCACGCCGCGCGACAACGGUCCACUGUGGUCACGAAGGAGCUGGAGAAGGGCGCAACACGUACGCAUCAUACUUUUCCUUCGCCGGUUCAUGAAGCCGACAACACAGAAGCGGCGCCGCCCUCCCCCUACAAGUUCGGGCGUCCGCAAAGUACCCACACAGCAAGAGAGACGUUCGAUCCUGGUCCUCAACGGAGGUUCAUGGCAUACGCCAAAGGCCAAUAA
Molecule: messenger RNA, 648 nt
Organism: Besnoitia besnoiti
Lineage: Eukaryota; Apicomplexa; Conoidasida; Eucoccidiorida; Sarcocystidae
Exons: 5
Coding region: 1-648 (215 amino acids)
Source: RefSeq, a predicted model, not a curated record